AUGAAAUUCGCGGCUGUCGUCACCCUGGGAGAAGACGGAGGUUGUGCCGGCAAAUGCUGUGGCCGACCUUCUCAAGGUCAAUUUUGUUGGUGUCGCCUCCGGCCAAAACCGUAUUCGAAUAAUUGGCCCUCUAGAUUCAGAUUCCCGCUGCCUCUGAAGGCUGUGAGCGACGGAGAUGGGUCUAUGGCUCGCGGCGGGACUGGUGGAGGUGAGCGACGUGUCGGAAGGAGAUUUUGUGCUGUGUAUGCUAUUCUCCGGUGGUCGCUGGACGGGCGGGAGAGGACUGGUCGUGGUGGAUGGAUGACGGCGGUGGGGGAGGAAGGUUGUGACCCGCAGCAGCCGGCGGGGCUGGUGGAGGUGGACUGCUAG
Molecule: messenger RNA, 369 nt
Organism: Striga asiatica
Lineage: Eukaryota; Viridiplantae; Streptophyta; Magnoliopsida; Lamiales; Orobanchaceae
Source: the annotation of a GenBank genome assembly